Oncorhynchus nerka (sockeye salmon) is the source of this 2425-nucleotide messenger RNA. It is a transcript of the gene galk2, whose product is annotated as galactokinase 2. Lineage: Eukaryota; Metazoa; Chordata; Actinopteri; Salmoniformes; Salmonidae. Gene Ontology annotation, cellular component: cytosol; cytoplasm. The record is from RefSeq and is a predicted model, not a curated record. Bases 228 to 1607 code for a protein of 459 amino acids. Gene Ontology annotation, molecular function: galactokinase activity; ATP binding. Gene Ontology annotation, biological process: carbohydrate phosphorylation; galactose metabolic process. The transcript has 10 exons.
GAAAGCGUUUGAGGUAGCGAUUUUUGGUGGGUAGAGCUGGUCGUAGAUCAGCUUUUCAAUAAUAUCCGGGACUCUCGUGUGACAGUCAGCUGAUAUAGUAUUAGGUGUGUUUCUAUAUAUUUUUUCCCCCUCAGUACAGUACUCCAGAUAGAUCUAGUUGCAAUUAGAUUUGGUGAUUUAACAAUAGUCUAAAACCAACCGGUAAGAACUGGUAUUUGGUUUGAAAAAUGGCAGCACACCCGCCAAAGACAAAGAUUCUGAUAAGUGCAAAUAAAAGGUUGCAAAACCUGAAAGAGGCCUUCGAGAAAAAGUAUGGAGAAGCACCUCUUUUUUAUGCACGAGCUCCCGGAAGAGUCAAUCUAAUAGGAGAACACAUUGACUACUGUGGUUAUGCUGUGCUCCCAAUGGCUAUUGAGCAGAGUAUUCUGGCUGCGGUCACUGUCAACGAUUCCAAGAAAAUCUACCUGGCCAACACAGAACCUAAAUACAAGGACUUUACAGUCUCUUCAGAAGAUAUUGAGAUAGACAAGGACAAUCCUCAGUGGUACUAUUACUUUCUCUGUGGAGUGAAAGGGAUUCAGGAGCACCUAGGGAAGGUUCCUCUGUCUGGGAUGAAGUGUGUUGUGGACGGGACCAUCCCAGCUAGCUCAGGCCUGUCCAGCUCCAGUGCCCUGGUCUGCUGUGCUGCGCUCCUCACUAUGGAGGUUAACCACAAGUCCCUCAACAAGGUGGCGCUGGCAGAGAUUUCAGCCAAGUGUGAGCGCUACAUUGGCACUGAGGGUGGGGGCAUGGACCAAUCCAUCUCAUUCCUGGCAGAGGAAGGAACUGCCAAGCUGAUUGAGUUCCACCCUCUGAGGGCGUCUGACGUACGUCUCCCUGAGGGAGCAGUGUUUGUUAUCUCUAACUGCUGCGUUGAGAUGAACAAGGCUGCUACCUCUCACUUCAACAUCCGGGUGGUCGAGUGUCGGAUAGCCACCAAGAUGUUGGCGAAGGCUCGGGGGCUGGAGUGGGGCCGGCUGCUGAAGCUGUCCCAGGUGCAGACAGAGCUGGAGGCCUCUCUGGAGGAGAUGCUGCGGCUGGUGGCUGAGGUGCUGCACCCUGAGCCCUACAGCAGAGAGGAGGUCUGCAAGGCCCUGGGAAUCACCACAGAACAGCUCUGUACAGACCUCCUUAGCCCCAACACACAGGACGUGGCCCAGUUCAAGCUGUACCAGAGGGCCAGGCAUGUAUACGGCGAGGCGGCACGGGUCCUGCGGUUCAAGAGCGUGUGUGAUGAAGCUCCCUCCGCACCAAACGGCGUGCAGCGUCUAGGAGACCUGAUGAAGCAGAGCCACGCCAGCUGCAGAGACCUGUACGAGUGCAGCUGUCCAGAACUGGACCAGCUGGUAGAGAUAUGUCUGCAGUCUGGUGCGGUGGGAUCCCGGCUGACCGGAGCAGGCUGGGGGGGCUGUGCUGUCUCCAUGGUUCCCACUGACAAGGUGGAGUCUUUCCUAAAGAGCGUCAGAGAGUUGUACUACACGGCAGACCCACGCAGAGCCGAGCUAGAGAAACACAGUCUGUUUGUCACCAAGCCUGGUGGAGGGGCGGCCAUCUUCCUUGAAGACUGAAGUCAAAAAAUGCUUCUCUUUACAAUUUUGAGGUGAAAUGUCUUCCUUGCCGUUUCACCGUUUCAGUAUUUUUAUACUAUUAUUUUAGUCGUGACUCUAUGACUAAUUCUCAUGCCAAAAUGACACCGUUGCUGAUUCUGGAAUUUCAAGAGCAAUGAUAAUCAAAGCUAGUCUGCUCCCAGAUUUGUUGUCUUCUUCUGUAGCCUGGUCCCAGAUCUGUUGGCUCCGUCUAUAGCCUAGUCCCAGAUCUGUUGGUUCCGUCUAUAGCCUAGUCCCAGAUCUGUUUUCUCCGUCUAUAGCCUGGUCCCAGAUCUGUUUUCUCCUUCUAUAGCCUGGUCCCAGAUCUGUUGGCUCCGUCUAUAGCCUGGUCCCAGAUCUGUUUUCUCCGUCUAUAGCCUGGUCCCAGAUCUGUUGGCUCCGUCUAUAGCCUGGUCCCAGAUCUGUUUUCUCCUUCUAUAGCCUGAUUCUAGGUCUGUUUGUCCUCUUGCCAACUUCAUUGCUUAAUUUUCAAGCCAAACAUGACAAGAAGUUAGCAUGAUAGCACAAAAAGACUGGCACUAUUUUAUAGAGGGGGAAAAUUAUGACAUUUUAUCAUUUGGAACUCAAGUUAAAACUAAUGAUUUCAAGAUCAACUUUUUUACAAGAAAGGGGACUUUUCUUUAUUCUGUGAGUGUAAUGAUUUCAGUUAAAAUGGGACAGUGCUGUCUAUAUAAAGUACAAUAAUUUUCCACACAGUGCAGUACUACAUUCCUUCCAUUGCUGUGUGUGUUUGUGUUGUAUGUUUUGAAGGAAUUAAGAAGUAAAAGGGCUUUUGUUUA